Molecule: messenger RNA, 744 nt
Organism: Prorocentrum cordatum
Lineage: Eukaryota; Dinophyceae; Prorocentrales; Prorocentraceae
Source: the annotation of a GenBank genome assembly
CUCAGAGGGCCCCAAGUCGGCCCAAGACAGCCGCAAGAGCGCCAAGAGUUUUUUUUUGUUGCUCAAGUGCUUGCCAUCCUCUCCGCCACCUGCUACAUUACGACGACCCACUGUACACUCGGCGCAGCCUGGCCAUGGCGCGCGUGCUGGCGGUGGUGCUGAUGGCCCUCGCAUUCGUGCAGGGUGGCGCCCUUGACUCGGAGGAGGAUCGCCCCAAGGGCGCCCGCAGGCGGGCCCGUGACCUGGCCAUGGCGCGCGUGCUGGCGGUGGUGCUGAUGGCCCUCGCCUUCGUGCAGGGUGGCGCCCUUGACUCGGAGGAGGAUCGCCCCAAGGGCGCCCGCAGGCGGGCCCGUAAGCGCGCGCUCGCGGCGCAGACCGAGGAGGACGUGGCCAAGACCGGCUGCGCCCAGCUGGGUGGCGACAAGUGGUUCUCGGAUGCGCACGGCGAGCUGUUCCAGGUGAAGCAGGACCACUGCUCGAUCACCUUCGCGCUGAAGACCAAGAGCGGUGCAACUGUCGAGAAGCGCGGCGUGGUCAGGGGCGCCAAGGUGCUGAUGGAGCCGCCCUUCCCCGAGGGCACGGUGGUGGGCGCGAGCGUCAAGUUCGAGAACGGCGCCAAGUGGGAGCGCAAGUGGUGAGCGCCUCGCCGGACUGCCGGGCGGGCCUCCCGUCGAGGCCCAGAGCGGCGCGUCGACAGGCCUGGAGCCUCUCAGAUACCCGCGGGCGACUCGUCGAACCAACAAG